GGCCGUGGCGUCCGCGCGAGCAGCGUCACCGGGACGCCCACCUGUGAGUCGCGACCCUCGGCGGGAACCGAGGCACACGCGGCACGCCGCCAUCCACCUGUGCGCACAACCUCCUCCGCGCCGCUCGGCAGCUGGGGAGCCCCGGGCAGCGUCCCGAGGGGCUGCCCCGCCCCGCGCCCGCUCCCGAGCGGCCCGGGGGACACCCGCGCGGGGGCACCGGCGCGCGGGGCCCGGGCCCAGGUAGCCCCGCCCCUCCCUCCCGCCAGCCCCGCCCCGCGAGGGGGAUGGCGGGGCCGCGCUGCUGCCGGGAGGAGGCGGCGGAGAAACGCUCGCGGACGGCGGCAGCGGCGGGCGGGGUCACGAACUCUGACCUUUCCCAGGGGCACGGCACACAAAACAAAACACCACCCCCCCGCGCGGCCCCGUAACACUGACCCGCCCCCCCCGCAGCCCCGGGACCCCCGCCCCGCCGCCGCCCGCACGGGGGGAGGGAGGGCCGCGCUGGGCACCGCCACCCAGCACCGGCCCGCCCGGGCCCGGGUCGCCGCUAGGGCACGUGUGGCGCCAGUUCCUGAGGUGCAGACUGUGCAGACUUCACUCUCUGAAUCUCCAGUGAUGACCAGCCCUUCCCAGCGCAUCCAGAUAAUUUCCACAGACUCCUCUGUAGCCUCACCACAACGCAUUCAGAUUGUGACAGAUCAACAAACAGGUCAAAAAAUCCAAAUAGUGACAGCAGUGGACUCAGCUGUGUCUCCAAAGCAGCAGUUUAUUUUAGCCAGUCCAGAUGGAAGUGGUGCAGGAAAGGUGAUCCUGGCAGCCCCCGAGACGCCCAGUGCCAAACAGCUCAUCUUCACCACCGCCGACAACAUCGUGCCAGGCCGAAUUCAGAUAGUGACAGACUCUGCGUCAGUGGAACGUUUGCUGGGAAAAGCUGAUGUUCAGCGGCCCCAGGUAGUAGAAUAUUGCGUAGUCUGUGGCGAUAAAGCGUCAGGUCGUCACUACGGUGCUGUCAGUUGUGAGGGAUGCAAAGGUUUCUUUAAAAGGAGUGUGAGGAAGAAUUUGACCUACAGUUGUCGUAGCAACCAGGACUGUAUCAUCAAUAAACACCAUCGGAAUCGCUGCCAAUUCUGUAGGCUGAAGAAAUGUCUAGAGAUGGGCAUGAAAAUGGAAUCGGUUCAAAGUGAAAGAAAGCCUUUUGAUGUGCAGCGUGAGAAACCAACCAACUGCGCGGCUUCCACGGAAAAAAUCUAUAUCAGAAAAGAUCUACGAAGCCCUCUAAUAGCAACUCCAACGUUCGUGGCAGAUAAAGAUGGGACGCGGUCAGCAGGUCUUCUUGAUCCGGGAAUGCUUGUGAAUAUUCAGCAGCCUUUGAUCAGAGAUGACGGCACAGUCCUCCUAGCCGCUGACUCCAAGGCUGAAACAAGCCAGGGUGCUUUAGGAACACUAGCAAAUGUUGUAACGUCUCUUGCUAAUCUAAGUGAGUCACUAAAUAAUGGAGAUACUUCUGAAGUUCAACAAGAAGAGCAAUCUGCAAGUGAGAUUACACGGGCAUUUGAUACUUUGGCUAAAGCACUUAACACCACAGAUGGUCCAGCAGCUCAUAGCCUGGCAGAUGGGAUGGACCCUGCAGGAGGAGGGAACAUCCAGGUAAUCAGUAGAGAUCAGUCAACACCAAUUAUUGAGGUGGAAGGACCCCUUCUUACGGAUACACACGUCACAUUUAAGCUGACGAUGCCCAGCCCGAUGCCCGAGUACCUGAACGUGCACUACAUCUGCGAGUCGGCGUCGCGCCUGCUCUUCCUCUCCAUGCACUGGGCUCGCUCCAUACCUGCGUUUCAAGCUCUUGGGCAGGACUGCAACACCAGCCUGGUGCGCGCCUGCUGGAACGAGCUGUUCACGCUGGGCCUGGCACAGUGCGCGCAGGUGAUGAGCCUGUCCACCAUCCUGGCCGCCAUCGUCAACCACCUCCAGAACUCCAUCCAGGAAGAUAAACUUUCUGGAGACAGAAUAAAGCAAGUCAUGGAACACAUCUGGAAACUUCAGGAGUUCUGUAACAGCAUGGCCAAGCUUGAUAUUGAUGGAUACGAAUAUGCGUACCUGAAAGCUAUAGUCCUCUUUAGCCCUGAUCACCCUGGUCUGACCAGUUCAACCCAGAUAGAAAAAUUCCAGGAGAAGGCACAGAUGGAAUUGCAGGACUAUGUACAAAAAACCUAUCCAGAAGAUACCUAUAGGCUGGCCCGGAUCCUGGUGCGCCUGCCCGCGCUGCGGCUGAUGAGCUCCAGCAUCACCGAGGAACUGUUCUUUACCGGGCUCAUCGGAAACGUCCCCAUUGACAGCAUCAUCCCCUACAUCCUCAAAAUGGAAACAGCAGAGUACAAUGGCCAGAUCACUGGCACGUCUGCGUAGCGGGAACAAGAGUUUUAUGGAUUGAAGCAAUUUUCGUAAAAACAUACAAUUACGAAGCUGAAAGAAUAGCAUUUUGGUAUGUACCGAUAUUUCCAACUUACCAGUUUCCUGACAGAUCUGUCCUUGUCUCUUUGCUGACAUUGACAGAAUUUCAGCGGCUAUUAAAAGACCUGCUCUCGGACCUUUUCUGCCACAAGGAAUUUUUUCCUGCCUUUAAUUUAAAAGGCUAUAGAUUACUGAACAUACUUUUCACAUGCUUUGUAUUUAGAAAUUAUCAGUGGGUAAAAAUAGAAUUUUAUAAUAUCAGAGAUUAGUAAUAAAAUUACUUUAAAAGUAAAAAAA
Molecule: messenger RNA, 2748 nt
Organism: Columba livia (rock pigeon)
Lineage: Eukaryota; Metazoa; Chordata; Aves; Columbiformes; Columbidae
Gene: NR2C2
Product: nuclear receptor subfamily 2 group C member 2
Exons: 14
Coding region: 616-2406 (596 amino acids)
Biological process (GO): positive regulation of transcription by RNA polymerase II; cell differentiation; anatomical structure development
Molecular function (GO): zinc ion binding; RNA polymerase II cis-regulatory region sequence-specific DNA binding; nuclear receptor activity
Source: RefSeq, a predicted model, not a curated record